CAAGUAACAAUGCAAAACGUUCACUGCGUACAUACUCUGUCCCUCUCUCACCAUGUCUAUCUAUCUGUCAAUCUUUCUAUAUUAAUCUGUCAAUCAAUCUUUUUUAUCUAUCUAUCUAUCUAUCUAUCUAUCUGUAUCUCUAUAUGUCUAUCCAAUCAUUUACCUCUAUCUAUUUAUAAAAAUUGUGCGUGGUUAUGUAUAACAACUGAAUACUAUAGUUCAGUGAGGCGUUUCAAGGGUAUCUGCCGCAUUUUCCAAAUAACCUGACCUUUUUGUCCUAACCACAAAGCGGUCUUUACCAGCGCCUUAGUUUCACAUUUUAUUUUCACAGGUGUGAAAACGAGCCCGUGACUUCAGACAACAGGCGCUGCCUGGCGCCAUUGACCAUGAUGGGCCAUCAGCACACCCUCUGAGACACAGCAGCCCGCCGUGAAGGUGUCCAGGGCCGCCAUGGGUCAGGAAUCCUAAGGGAGCACGAUCCGGCCAGCGGCACCAUGAGUGAAGACGCCGGGGCCAGGCGGCCCUCUAUCGCCACCAUUUUCAACCCUCGUCGAGGGCGGGGAUCGACGCCUUCGCGCCCCUCGGUUGUGGUGACGGAUGAGGACUCGCCGGGCCCGCCGCUGCAGCUGUCCAAUGGAUCUGGCAUGCGUGUGGGGUCAGCGGGAAUAAGCGGCCGCUGCGGCACGCCCGGUGGCAGUCUAUCCAUCAACCAGGGCUCGCCCGUGCCACACCCUGACGGUGACUCUGGCUCAGCGACGGAGAGCCCUCGGGACGGCCAGCCUUCCAAGUGUGCUCGCCUCAAGCAAGCCUUCCUCUCCCAGACCACCAAGAAGAUCGUGGUGGGAUGGUUGGUCACCUGCUGUGUCACCACCGCAUGGGUCGGCGCAACACACCUUAUCAAGGACAUGUUCCUACGCCAAGCCUACCUCCCUGCAGCCCCCCCUUCGCCCCCAAUGGACACCACCGUUUCAUCCAACGCUACUGGAGCCCAACCCAAGCAGAGGGAGGUGUUUGACGCGCCCUUCUUCACCACCUGGUUCUGCACCGCCUGGACGGGCCUCUUCUUCCCUCUCUACCUCGCCUGUCAUUCCUGUUUCCGGCGGGACAAGGACUCUCUCAAGGUCUCCCUCAAGUCCAUCGCUCAGAACUUCAGGGAUCGCGGCGUCACGUUCAGCAAGUUCAUGACCCGGUGCUGCCUGUUCUGCCUGCUGUGGGUGGUGACAAACUACAUGUACGUCUACUCGCUGCGUAUCUUGGACUGCACCGAUGUCAUGGCCCUAUACUCAGCGCACGUGUCCUUUGUGUACCUUCUCUCCUGGGUGAUCCUGCACGACCAGUUUGUGGGCGUCAGGAUCGUGGCGGUGAUCCUGUGCAACACGGGCAUCGCCCUACUCGCCUACAUGGACGGCAUUACGCGCACCAAGACACUGGGCGGCGUGGUGCUGGCUGCUGCCUCCGCCGCUGGAUCGGCCGUCUACAAGGUGCUCUUCAAGAAGGUGAUAGGAGAGGCAAGCUUCGGCCAGGUGAGUCUAAUCUUCACGGUGAUAGCGCUCCUCAACACCAUCCUGCUGAGCCCCAUCGUGGCUGCCUUUUACUUCAGCGGGUACGAGGUCGUGGUGUGGAGUCACCUGCCGUGGCCCAACCUGCUUAUCGCUGCUGCCCUGUCACUAGCUGCCAACCUGCUGGGUAAUUUUGGCGUUGCCUUUACCUUCGAAAUCUUCAUUACCCUAGGAUUGGUACUGGCCAUACCUGUGUCAGCGGCUCUGGACAUCAAGUGGUACCACGUCAAGUUUGAGGGCAUGAAGCUGGCCGGGGUUGUGCUCAUUGUGUGCGGCUUCUUCCUGGUGCUCUUCCCCGCCAACUGGCCUGAGUACAUCACCAAAGUUCUCCGCUGGGGCCGACACAGAAAGCGCAACCAGCCCCGUCAGCAGCCCGAGCCCAUAGAUUACCGCACCGGCCUCAUCUCCCGCUCCCACCUCCGCUCCCCCUCGGGAUUAAUACGAUAAUCUGAUUCACGGAAAAAUAUCAACUUUGCUUCAUAAACUUCAUACUGUAUAUUGUAUGUAUUAUUUGCAUGACAAACCAUAUAUAGCACAUACCAUCCUAUAUUUGUGAGUUCUUACCUCUCUUUAGUUAUGACUCUCUUGCAGCCGGUAAUACCGUAAUGUACGAACUAGACUAUCCCCAAGUAAAAAAGAAGACUAUUCUGUAUUAAUAACAUAGUGUCUUUCGGUGUUUUAUACCAAUUUACAGAGGAAAUACUGUACAGAUUGUAAGCAACCAGUGUUUGUACUAAAACAAUAUGUUUCAUACAUGUUUUAUAAUCUUAUUUCAGACCCAAAAUAUAAUAGGUUAUUAGUGAUUUCAAAUAUUUAUGGUCUCGAAGGAGGAAAUUGCGAAACAAAUGGGAAAAAGGUGUGGUGUAUGUAUAAUGAUGAGCUAGUGGGUGGAGGGACGUCAGGGUUAGCUGCUAAGGACUGUGUAAAUGCUAAACUACCUAGCACGGCAUAACAAGUUACUAUAGUUUUAGUUAGUUCAUGUUUGGUCGUUCACGUCAUCUUCGUAACAUUACUAAUUAUUUUCAGGAAUAAUAGUUCCAAUCAGCUUAUGAAAAUUCCUGAUUUAGAAAAAGAAGAAAAUUUACGGUUUGCAAAGUGUAUACUCGAAUAAGGCAUUCGGUUAUUGUCUGUAUGUGAUUUUUUUCAUUAUUAUCAAGCAAAAACAGAUUAUAUGAAGAAAAAAUAAUUUCCUAUUCAUCGUGUAAUUAGUCAUUAAGUUAUGUAUCAUUGGUUUCGCAUUGCUUAAUUCCAAUCGAGUCUAUGAUCAUUAAUUUUGUAAAAGAGUGCACCAAUGGCAUUUAAGCUUUACAACGCUCUUGUUUUGUAAAACUAGAUUUGCUUUAGUCAGGUUGAGGGAGGAAGGCCAUGUGUGUAUCCGUGGCAUGGACAUUUUACAGCGCUGGGGUAUGUAUGAAUAUGACUUCCUGAUU
Eriocheir sinensis (Chinese mitten crab) is the source of this 2989-nucleotide messenger RNA. RefSeq names its product putative thiamine transporter SLC35F3. NCBI's taxonomy places the organism in Eukaryota, Metazoa, Arthropoda, Malacostraca, Decapoda, Varunidae. Gene Ontology annotation, cellular component: membrane. The transcript has 10 exons. Gene Ontology annotation, molecular function: transmembrane transporter activity. Gene Ontology annotation, biological process: transmembrane transport. The record is from RefSeq and is a predicted model, not a curated record. Bases 495 to 2006 code for a protein of 503 amino acids.